Messenger RNA from Brassica rapa (field mustard), 4006 nucleotides. RefSeq names its product acyltransferase-like protein At3g26840, chloroplastic. Gene Ontology annotation, cellular component: membrane. Lineage: Eukaryota; Viridiplantae; Streptophyta; Magnoliopsida; Brassicales; Brassicaceae. The record is from RefSeq and is a predicted model, not a curated record.
UUCUUUCUCAGUUUUCCGAUCGCUUUACUUUCUUACAUCCGUCACGAAAAUGACUUAUCCAGCUGCUCCAGCCGCUUCAGCCGCCGUUCCCUACUCCACCUUCAACACUCUCCGCCUUGGAAGGUCCACUCAGUCCAUUGUUGGUCGGUUCAUCCGAUUCUAGGAUUUCAGGAACAUUAACAAGAAUGGAGAGUUUAUGGGCAUCACCAUUCUCCUCCUUGAUGAACUGGAUUCUGUGAUCUACGGUUUCAUCCCUGCAAUCUCCAAACAAAACAGAAAAACUGAAUGAAUUAUGUUUUUAGCAACCGAAUCUAAAAGAAAUAUUUUUACCAAAAAAAAAAAAUCUAAAAGAAAUAAAAGACAUCUUACUUAACAAACAAAAACCUUUUCUUUUGUAGAUUCCGACGACGACGAAGCACCCGAGGACCAACGACAAUGGAAUGAUGCGGACGAAGCCUAACUGAUGUAAGUAAACUCCUCUUCAAUAACACAUCACACUAUUAUCGCUCCCCAAUCUCACAAACUUAAGCUCUAAUCAUGCCAGGGAUCCCACAGGUGAUGCUGUCCCGACGACGGAGAAAAAAAAAAGAAAGAUAACCUAACGUUUUUUUUACUUUCAGUUUUUAAGUUCAAAUCAUGUUUUAGACAUAGAGCCCAACACAAUUUGAGCCCAAACAUUUUAAACCCACAAUUACUUUUUCAUAAUGUAAAAACGUCAACCUUCGUUUAUGUUUUGUUAAACUAUUUUAAUCUUUAUGUUUUGUUAAACUAUUUUAAUCUUUAUGUUUUGUUAAACUAUUUUACACAGGGGGCUGAUCUCCUUAGAAGGGGAGCCACUCGCCACGAUGCUUCCAGUUUCACCAUUCUUGAAACUCUUAUGAACCACAAAGCCAAUAUAAGAACUCUGUUUCAAUCCAACGGCUGAAUUUUGUCACAGACCACCGCUAAGCCUGAAGAGGGAAGAGAAGUGGAGUGCUGCAUUUUGGAAGAUGGUUACUUGGAGUUUACAAGAUGAAGAUGGAACCCGUGACGAGGAAGACGAGGAGAAGUGUUACUUGGAAUAUCCUAACGUUGAGGAUGUAGACAAUGUGUGAUCUUAGCGAUGAAGAUUAAUGUAGCUUUAAUAUAUGCUACUACGGUCCUUGAGCUCCCUAACAAGUACUAGCAAACAAUGUGUAUUUUGAAAAAACAAAAUAAUUUUGUAAUGCAAAUAGUUUGAAACUUUGAGUAUUUAUUCAAACAACGGAUAUAUACAGCGUUGAUAACUUGAUAUGGAUCCCCAAAUAAGUUGGUGUUGUGCUGUCACAAUAUCUGUCUUUUUAAUUUCAUAUACCUGACGUAAGCUUCUUCAUCUUCUUCUCUUUUCCUUUCCGUUGUUCUACGCUCUCUGUUUCAUGUUUAUGCAUUUUUUACAUUCUCUAUAUUUUACCUUAAUUAUACUUUUUGAAUUUUCUUUCCGUUUUGAGAGAUGUCUCUAACUUGAGUUAAUCGUCAAAAGCUAGGAUCAAUUUUGUUGUCUUACUUCCGAUAAAUUUUAUUCUUUAAUUUGCACAAAUCUUAAAAAACAUCAACAUUCCAUAAAUCAUACCGCUCCACCGAUAUCCAAAGUAACCAGUCCCGCCCUUGCGCGGGGUCUCAGCACCUAGUUAACCAGAACAAGGGAGUAUUACAGUUUUCAGAACACACACAACAUGUCCUAUUUCAUGUCCUUGGCUCUUAGAAUGAAUGCGUUUGUCCUUCUCACUCUCGCUUUCAACAAAUAGAGAAACGCAAAAAACUCUUUUGCGUAAACUAUCUCAUGGUUCUCUCCAGCUUCUCACCAAUGGAGGUUACACUACUUGGCUCCUUCUCCGUUUUCUCUCCCGUCUCGUCAGAAAGACGACUCUCCAACGCGGUUUUCAGCAGUUCGAAGUCAAACCCGCUACGACAACCGCAUAGAGUCAAGGCGGUUAAGGCCGUAGCGUCGAAGACUCAUGCAGGUGGUCGACGGAUAAGAAAGUGUGAAAACGGAGCGGCGACGGUAGCCAAGGUGGUGGAUAAUCCGUAUUCGGGAGCGGAGACGGCGAGUCCUGAUCUGGAGAAGAGCUUGUCGGACUUCUUGGAGGAAGCGAGAGACUUCGUGGGAGAUGAUGGUGGUCCGCCUCGUUGGUUCUCUCCGUUGGAGUGUAGCUCUCAGGCUCAAGGCUCUCCUCUACUCCUUUUCAUACCUGGUAUUGAUGGUACUGGACUUGGGCUCAUUCGGCACCACAAGAAACUUGGGGAGGUUUUUGAUGUAUGGUGCCUUCAUAUUCCGGUCAGGGACCGAAGUCCUGCUAAAGACUUGGUCCAACUUAUUGAGGGGACAGUUAAGUCGGAGAGCUAUCGUUUCCCAAAUAGACCUAUAUAUUUAGUUGGAGAAUCUAUUGGAGCGUGCCUUGCGUUAGAUGUUGCAGCUAGGAAUCCUAAUAUCGAUCUUACCUUGAUAUUGGCUAAUCCAGCCACAAAUGUCAACAACCUCAUGUCACAACCUCUAGUAGGAAUGCUGAACGUUUUACCAGAUGGUGUUCCUACGCUACUGGGAGAAAUAUUUGGUUUUAAGCAUGGCGAUCCAUUGACUGCAGUGUUAGGUGGAGGGAUUCUAAGAGAUCUCUUUGCAGUUUCAGCUAAUCUUCCUACUUUGAGUAGGAUCUUCCCUAAGGACACACUUCUCUGGAAGAUGGAACUGCUUAAGUCUGCUGUUGCGUCUGUAAAUACUCACAUACACGCGGUCAGAGCUGAAACACUGAUACUUCUCAGUGGACGUGAUCAAUGGCUGCUGAAUGAAGCAGACAUUGACAGAUUCUCACGCACAUUGCCAAACUGUAUUGUCCGUAAGCUUAAAGACAAUGGACACUUUCUCUUUUUUGAGGACAGUGUAGAUCUGGUUAGUAUCAUCAAAUGUACUUGUUUCUAUCGCCGUGGGAAAUCUCAUGAUCACAUUUCAGAUUACAUUAUGCUUACCAGAUAUGAGUUAAAGCAACUAGUAGACGACCACAAGCUCUUAAUAGAUGCUACUUCACCUGUAUAUCUAUCAACAUUAGCAAACGGUAAACGUGUGAGGGGCCUUGAAGGUAUACCUUCAGAAGGGCCUGUACUAUACGUUGGCUAUCACGUGUUAUUGGGACUAGAGAUAGUUCCAGUGAUAACCCAAUUCUUGAAAGAGAGAAACAUUCACUUGCGUGGUUUGGCACAUCCAAUGCUUUUGUGGAACAUCCAAGAUGAUCGGUUAGUCGACCCACAGGUGUUGGACAAAUAUAAGAUGGUGGGUGCAGUUCCUGUCUCCAACUUCAAUAUCUACAAACUACUGCAGUCAAAGUCUCAUGCGCUUUUGUAUCCUGGUGGUAUCCGUGAAUCUUUUCAUAGAAAGGGUGAAGAAUACAAGUUGUUUUGGCCAGAGCAACCAGAGUUCGUGAGAGUUGCAUCUAAGUUUGGAGCCAAGAUUGUCCCAUUUGGUGUUGUUGGAGAAGACGACAUCUGCCAUCUUGUCCUGGAUGCCAAUGAUCAAAGAAACAUCCCUAUCUUAAAGGAUUGCAUGGAUUACAUGGCAGAGGCAACAAAGCCAGCUGGAAACUUAAGGGAAGGAGAUGAGACCGAACUUGGAAACCAGAUAUGCUAUCUCCCAGGACUUGUACCUAAGAUCCCUGGGCGGUUCUACUUUUACUUUGGGAAACCAAUUGAAACAGCAGGCAAGGAACAAGAGCUAAAAGACAAAGACAAGGCUCAGGAGUUUUACUUGCAAGUCAAGUCUGAGGUUGAACAAUGCAUUGCCUACUUGAAAAUGAAAAGAGAGGGUGAUCCCUACAGACAAUUGUUGCCAAGGAUGAUGUAUCAGGCUUCACAUGGUUUCUCUUCUGAAAUUCCGACGUUUGAUCUCUGAAAUGAUUCUCGCUUUUGAUUAUUUACAUAAUUCCAAUAUACUAUGGUUAUGUUGUACCUAUUUUAUAGGUUCCAGUAAUGGAACAAAACCAUUAAAAGUCUUAGUCUGUGA